AUGAAUUUAGUCAUAACCAUCAUUGCAAUUGCUAGCCUCCUCUCCACUAUCCUUGCUAUCGUGUCCUUCUGUCUCCCUCAAAUAUCCCCAGACUAUGAAAAGCUCUCUCCUUACGAAUGUGGCUUCGACCCCUUAGGGUCUGCCCGGCUCCCCUUCUCCCUUCGAUUUUUCCUCAUUGCUAUUCUUUUCCUCCUAUUUGACCUAGAAAUCGCACUCCUUCUCCCCCUACCCUGAGGGGACCAACUAGCCUCCCCCCUUGUAUCUUUUUCGUGGGCCACUGCACUUUUAACCCUCCUGACUCUUGGCCUAAUUUAUGAGUGAGCACAAGACGGCCUAGAGUGAGCUGAAU
Notothenia coriiceps (black rockcod) is the source of this 349-nucleotide messenger RNA. Lineage: Eukaryota; Metazoa; Chordata; Actinopteri; Perciformes; Nototheniidae. The record is from the annotation of a RefSeq genome assembly.